Molecule: messenger RNA, 426 nt
Organism: Vitis riparia (riverbank grape)
Lineage: Eukaryota; Viridiplantae; Streptophyta; Magnoliopsida; Vitales; Vitaceae
Product: probable disease resistance protein At1g52660
Exons: 1
Coding region: 1-426 (141 amino acids)
Molecular function (GO): ADP binding
Source: RefSeq, a predicted model, not a curated record
AUGUUAGGCUUGGAAUUUAAGAGGAAGGAUGAAUCCACAAGAGCAGUUGAGCUGAAGACGAGACUGAAGGAGGUGAAGAGACUGACCCUUAUUAUCUUAGACGACAUUUGGGAGGAAGUUGGUUUGAAGGAAGUUGGAAUUCCUUGUAAAGAUGAUCAGACAGAAUGCAAAGUAGUGUUGACGUCUAGAGAUCUACACAUAUUAAAUAACGACAUGGACGCAGAAAAAUGUUUUCGAAUUCAACAAUUAACAGAAGAAGAAGCUUGGAGUUUAUUUAACAAGACAGCAGGUGGUUCCUUGGAGAAGAAUCUUGAACUGCGCCCCAUAGCAAUGAAAAUAGUUGAAGAAUGUGAGGGUCUACCAAUUGCGGUUGUAACAAUUGCAAAGGCAUUAAAAGGUGGGAGGCUGGCUGUAUGGAAGAAUUGA